AAUCAAAAUCUGGCCACUGAUGUGAACCUGAGAGCUUGGAGUGGGGCGAGUUUGCUUGCCGACUUGUUUUCCCGCACAGACUGCUCAGGCUCGCUGUCACCACUCCAUUUCGCUGCCCAGUAACUACCAAAGCGUGCUCACUUAUUCAACUGAAGUAUGUAGUGCAUGCUUGGCGAAAACAAUCCGCCUCGAUGCGUCAGUGAAAUGGGCAACACCAACGCGACCCAAUUGUCACAAACUCCUCUUGGAACGGCUGGGGCAACGUCCUUCAGCAGCGGGCAGCCAAUGGGCUUUCAUGAGGUGCAUGGCGAGAAUGUGCGCCUGGAGCAAGGCGGCAAAGUGGCACGCCGAGCAGAGAGCUUCUGCAAGGCAAUUGUCUUCAGCUCCCGGCCUGUGCAGGUCAACGAGAGGGUGGUGUUGCGCAUCACAGAGCUCUCCAAUGGCUGGAGUGGUGCACUGAGGCUGGGCUUCACGUCUCACGACCCAGUCACGCUACAGGGAACUCUACCAAAAUACGCUUGCCCGGAUCUGACCAACAGACCAGGUAACUGGGCCAAGGCGCUGGGUGAAAGGUAUGCCACGGAGGGCACAUUGCUACAUUACUAUGUGAACAACAUGGGAGAAGUAUUCUUUGGCAUUAAUGGCGAGGAGAAGGGGCUUUUUCUGAAUGGUGUUGACACCAGAGGGCCUCUAUGGGCACUCAUCGAUAUCUACGGCAACACUACAGCCAUCAAGAUGGUCGAGGAUGAGCAGUUAUUGAACAAUCGAAAUGAGAUCAUUCGAAAUGUCACCCUGACAACUGGUGGUGUGGAGGACCUGAUUCGACAGAUGGAAGAGUUCAAUGGUUCAAGGGAGACAACCGGACCGGCUCCAGUGGUGACUCAGGCAUCAUGCAGUUCAGAGUCGCUUGAUGGCACGCCUCUGCAGUCUCCGCCUCACCGCCGUCCCAUCACCAUGCACGCUCCUACUGGUGCGAGCGCCUGGCAGCGACUAGUGUUUCACAAUGUGCUCGGCCCAAACGCUAGGCUAGAUCCAACAGACAGACUGUUGGCAGAACGUUGUGACCUCAGCGAGCAGCACGCGUUUGUGUUUGCUUCACGCACGCUCUGUCCAAACGAGAGGCUUAUGGUCAAGGUGGUAGGCGUAGACCCAGCGCUGUCUGGUUCUCUGGCUUUUGGCCUGACGACAUGUGAUCCGGCAACCCUUGCGCAAGCUGCCUCUGAACUCCCCAGCGACCUGGAUGCUCUUUUGGAUCGACCAGAGUACUGGGUCUUCCAGAAAGACAUUCCCUGCUUACUCAACGAUGAACUCACCUUUGUCACAGGGGACGAUGGAAAGGUUCAGUACUCGCAAAACAAUGGGUCAUUCAAAACAAUAAUGUACGUGGAUGGCACACAGCAGUUCUUUCCGUUUUUCGACAUUGCAGGCCGGGUAACAAAGCUCAGGCUUGUUGGGAGCAAGCGGGGACUGCCUGUGGCCGAGAGUGAGCAAAGCCCGGAGCCCAAGGUAGAGAACAGCACCACAAAAACGACACCAUCCAUUGAGGAACCUGACACUGAUUGCCGGAUAUGCUUCGAGAACUCAAUUGAGAGUGUGCUCAUAAACUGUGGCCACUCGCUCACGUGCCACGACUGUGGCCUGAAGCUACUGCAAAGCCGUGACCCUCAGUGCCCCGUCUGCCGACAGCGUAUAGUCAAUGUCAUCCGCAUUUACAAAGCCUGAGUGUUGGCUAGCUGAUGAUAGUCACCUGACUGCCUAUAUAGCACUUGGCCAACAGUGAGUUGCGGGGGAGGGUGUGAAGCAAAUGCGCUGCUUCAGAAGAAGCAUGGCUAAGUGUUUCUUCUUCACGGAAUUUUUCAAGCGUUACAGCCUGUGAAGAAGAUAAACUGAAUGAAAAAGAAAGCCCUGGAAAUAGCUGUGCAUGUUCUUCACAAGCAGACCUGCACAGCAUGGGGCUCAUGUUUAGAUUAUACUGUAACUAAAUUUUCAGUUUUCCUAAGUGCACUUCUGUCACGCAACUAUAACAGCAAUUCACUCGUGCAUUCAUUUCUCAGCACUCUGUGCCCACUAUGUUCCAGCCUUUAGUUUCAACGAUACAAAUAUUCAGCUGUGCUGCAUGUUACUGAGAACUGCAUUGUAAAAAUGUCGGAGAUAUCUGUUGUGGACAGAAGUGUGCUUCUGGACAAAGCGAAAUAUUUUUGAACGAGUGUACCUUGUGCAGACAACAAAUUUAAGUUGCUCUUGCUUACUGUAUCAUAAAGGUUGUGUAGAGGCACGAUUAGUGGCUAAAUGAAUGCCUCCGAAGAGUGCAUGAAUCGCUGCUGCUCCAUUUACAGUAUCGCACUCUGGUUGUUGCGUCUGAAGCCACGAACAAAGCCAUAGAAUGGCAGUACUGACAGUAUGCACACUAUGAUUUGAAGCAACGCAUAGUAUAGUUUCUCGAUGGUGUGCUCUCGUAACGAUUACUAAAGUCCCCGAAUAUAAAUAGGCGCAAGUUCUUAAUGGCGCAUUAAAUUGUCUCAAAUGUGUUGUAAAGUUUCUUCUUGUUUCACUUGAUAACUCGAGUGCUCUUUACCUUCAACUGGAAUUGUCACUGGAGCCAGUGACCUAAUGGUUGCUUUUACUCCUUGCGUUUUCAGUAUAGAUAGUUGGGGGACACGCAUUAAAUUGUUGCUAUCAUUUGGACAUGUUUAUUAAAGCGUUGCAUUGUGUCGUUCAAAGUAGUAAUGAGUGCUUUUAAUGAAUUUCCUGCUAUAAUUCGCUAUGCUCUCCUUCACUCUGUUAUUUUUACUCCUGCUGUGCUACUGGAUGAGCCGAUGUAAGUGCCCCUCAGUAGAGAUGGAUGGAUGGUCGCGCUAAUUUCCUAGCCCGAAGCAGGCCGCUCCCACAUUAGGAUGUCAAAUUAAUUCAAACAGCAUCCUUCACGACUUAUGGGUGUUUCAAAUUGUCUAGCAAAGGGUCCUGCAUUUCAGGGCUCUGCCAUUGCAUUCCGCAGGAAUGAUGGAUGCCAAGUUUAGUUGUUUGUGAGCAUGGAAUCACCACGGCUCUAUUGUGCCAAGAAAAACGUAUAGGUGUAUUUUACAAAAUGAAAUUUCACAAGCACAGUAAAGUGCUUGAAAAGGAUAGGAAAUACAAUAGCACUGUAUAUUUGGUUUGGUAGAUUAAGGGUGACUUAACAGAAAAGAAUUGGUUAUAAUUUAUUAGAUGUUGAUUGCACACUUUAGCUCUAGGAAGUGAGGGCACAGAAGUGUGUCCUUUGCUGUAUCCUAUCGAUGACAGUUCAUGAUCUGCUCCCCCUUUUUAAAAACAUUAUGGUUUGAGUGUUCAUUCAAAAGAGCAAGCUUAUAGUACAAGACAUCUGAUUGCAUCGGCUCUAGAAAGACCCUCUACUCAAGCUUUCAGUAUAAGUGAAACCUGUAAUUGGUAUACCUUUAGCUUUCAGUAUUGCUGUGUUACUACCAUAUCCAUGCCUGUUUUAAUAACUCCACACUCAAGCUAGUAAUGUUAUACUGCAUAAGUAAAUAAGUGAUAAAAGUCUGCCUUGUUACAAUUUUGUUUUGUUUUCUUUGUUCUAAAUUUAGCUUGCAUUGUAUUGUCAUAUCUGGUACUUCUUUCAUUAGAACCAAUGACAUAUGCACAUCAGACCCAGAAUCUGGUAUAAAGAUUCAUUGCCUGUCUCUCAUUUCAGUGAAAAAUCUGUAUUCCUUCGCUUUGUACGGCUAAAACAUUCAGUUGCACUUUCUCUAAUGAGACAUUCGCAGACUCUCAAAGGAAAAAAAGAACUUCAUUCUAGCUGGUGCAAAGGCUUUGGGGAUAUGGUGUUUUGCUGCUGGUUGUGAGGUCUUGAUUCGAAACCCAACCUUGCCAGUCACAUUCUGAAGGGUGCACAGAGAAGAAACACCAGUGUGCUAGGUUGACAUGCACAUUAAAGAAUUUCUAGUUCAAGCUGCCACGGCGGCAAGUGAAAAUCUCAAAUUUUUUGCUGCCUGUUCGCAAAUAAAACAGUUCUGCAUGUGUGUUUGGGACAAUAAGACAUAAAUAGUUAUUUUCUGGCCAGUAAGUCUAUAGCCGCUCAUCUGCCAUUGUCUGUUAAUUAUUAGAUCGCUUAGUGUGUGCCUAAUUCAUGUUCCCUGCCAACUAUGUGUUAAUGAGGUUUUACUGCAUCUAUUUGCAUAUGUUUGUCAUAUUAUGAAUGUUAGAAAAAUGUUAAACUAACCUUGAUUAUAACACUCCUAGAAAUGCAAACAGGUUGGCUUUAUUACAAGCAGAGUCUUGGUAUGCUAGAAAGUUGCAGAAACAAACAGCAGGUUUUAAAACAUCUCCAUAAAGCUUUUUUAUUAGGUUACCUUGAUGCUAUAGGUGUCAGGAGUGUUUUCUUGGUACUCAUUGAAUAAUUCACCAACUAAAACAACGAUCACAUUGCAUACGAAAGUGUGCAGGCAUGAUGUCAGCCUGGCAUGCUUUUCAACCUUUUCCUGCACAAAAGAGCCCAUCUAGGACAUUCCAUCAUACCAUAAUCAUCCGUGCCACAUUUUGGGCACAAUGUCUAGAUGCACAAGCUUGGCCUUGUUAUUCUCAGUUACAUGGUGUUUACCUGUGAUGCUCCUUUUGCAAUUGUCAAGUUGAAUUAGUCCAAAUCGCAUCAUAUCAAUGUCAAAAGCAGAGUAAUACACAUGUUGAGGGCCGUAAACUAAAAGGCACAACACGGCUUGACGACUCCCACAGUCCCUUUCAUUUAGCACAGAUGGACGGGAACAUAACUGUACAGUAAAGAUAUUGCUUAAUUUAGCAAAAAAAAAAAAAAAAUUUACCGCUCAAUGAGCUGCCCUAGCUUGUAAGUUGUUAAAAGAAGUUGAUCCUUUGAGAUUCUUUUCCUUCCUUGCACCAGCACACGUACCAUGUUCAUAACUUUUCAUUUUCAAAGUGUUGCAUUUGUUCAAGGGUUCCGACAGACAAGAGGGUACAGCCGUCAUUAUGAGCUUUCUUUUGGAAAAGCAAAUAAACUCAUUUUCAGUUUAUGCAGUCACUGGAAUUGUAAAAAUAAUACUCACGGUAUCUUAAUCAUAUUGCUUGCAUGGAGCAAGCCUAACGGGGCCCUGCAGCAUGUUUUGAACAUGCUAAUUAAAUUCGCAUAGUUGCUGAACAUUGCUCUCAAGAACACCUGAGCCAAGUACUAUUCCUGUAGACUCAGCAGGGAGCCUAUGAGUUUGCUCAAGACUGUCUGCCUUUUCCUUUAACUUGUUAAAAUUCAACUUCUUGUGAAGCAGAAAUGAACAUUAUGGCUAUGGUCAGAUUUUUUUUUACAUGAAAAUUUCUUUCAGAGGACAACAAAGAUGUCAUGACUGAUAAGGUGCUUUCACCCUCCGCUGGCAGAUGUUAAAGAAUCAGGAAUGUUAGCUUAAUCUCCAUUAGUACCUUACUAUGCCUCAACAGAAAGACAGCCACUCUUACCAUGAGAGAAAGCUUGAUAAGCCAGAUUCGAAGUGUCACACUGUCUUUUUGAUAAUGACAAAACCAAAGCACAGACACGAACAAGCAUCUACCUUAAACUCCAUCAUAAAAGCUGGUGCUUGUGCUUGUCUGUUCUUCAACUUUGUCCUUGUGAAACAGUUGCACUGUUCUAUCUUGAAUUGUGCAAAAACCAGCAAGCUGAGUCUUUGGCAUUACUGGGCGAUCAAAAAAAAGACUAACUGGACGACUACUGGUGACACCACCCUAAAGUCCUUCACCAGAUCACCGUGAUGGGAUGGAUAUUGCUGGUGUGUACACAUGUCUAGUAAAUUGCUUAUGAUAAAGAAGGACUACGUUGCAUUUUAAAAGAACCAGUGAAUAAACCUAGCACCUUUUUAGCGCCAAACUGGCCAGGAUACAUUAAAAUCUAAAUCUGCUAAAAUCGUCAGAGUGUGGUUGCAAUAUGAAUUCAUAAAAUAAAUUGAUCUCCCACUGACGUGCCAGAGCUGAAGUUUUGCUGCGAUAGUUAAUGAGAAAGUUUGCUUUCAUUUUGUACCUCUUUCUGCCAAAUGAAUGACAACACCAUCUUUAAAGAAUCGUUUACUUGUAUCAGAUGAUUCAGUGUUGCCCUUUUAUCAUCAUCAGCGGAUGAUGAUAAAAUUCCUUGGUCCUGCAGUGAACAUUUCUAUGUCCUCUGCAGGACAAAGGCUUCUUCCAGCAGUCUCCAAUUACCCCUAUCUUGCUGAUUGCAAGUUAUGCUUGCAAAUUUCCUUGUUACACCACCUAAUUCUCUGGCGUCCUUGGCUGCGCUUACCUUUCUUUGGCACCCAUUCCCUAACUCUUAAUUCUGUUGCCCUUUAGUGUCCCUUUAACGUUAUGCCUCUGGCCUCCAAAGUUAGGCUCUGCGGUGAAUCAACUUCGAUGGCCAUCAAAGCUCAUCAUGAUGACGGGUGGAGUAGCCACUAAAGUGACUGUUUGGGCACGUUGGUAGAACACGAACGCAGCUUUUUGCACGCAAGACGAGGACAGAGAAGAGGCUAAGACACACAAACACAGAUUACAACAGCGUUUUAUUUUGAAGAAAGCAACCGCACAUAUAGCAAAAUCUGUGGCACUUCACGUGCGCGCCUCCACAGAAAAUUCUUAUCUCUAUGCACGAAGGAUAGCUCCUUAUUGGAAAGGGCGAUAGACUGUUUCGACACACAAGUGUCACCAUACCUGUCAAUCAGUUUUGCUUCGAUGAUCUCGCGGGUUAACUGAUCACGACUUUGGCUGACAAUUGAGCAAGCACGAUAUACCGGUUUACACGUGACUUAACAAACAUCGCUACACAUUGACACAGUGACUUAACUUUGAGCACAGUAGGAACAUCGAAAGUGAGUAGUUGAAGAAGGCCUGGUAGGUACAGAAUGCGAUUGCCAGUAACUCCCCUCCUGCAAAGCACAUCCAGAAACAUCUUGCUACGAAGGAUUCAUGACGUGAUGCACUUGAUAGCAGACAAAUUCCACAUCUCUCCGAAAUAGUGUUGUAGGGCCUUUUAAGAAUAUAAAUAUACUCUUUUCAGAUCACUUUUCCAUUGAAGCAUCUGGAAGCACCUGUCAUGUCUCGGCUGGUAACUUUCUAUAUACAUUAAAAGUCCAGCUCGUCAAUUUAUUUUGGUGGAAUAUAUAAACUAAAAGUAAAGUUCAUGGGUUACUUUCUUGCGUUUACACUGGCUAGAAGGCUGUCUCCUGACCUUCGGCUAUAGGUCUGCCCGUGCUUGGCUAUAGUUUUGCUGAAACGUGGACUAGAAGGUGUUGGAAAGCUUGUGAAAAGUAGUUCUUGUGUUGCUGUUUGCUCCACCAUUUUUUUUUUUUCUGUGAGCAUUGUUUAGAUAUUUUCAUUAGUAAUUGCAAUUUUCUUUGAGCACUGAAUGGUUAGUGGUUCUGCAACUCAUAUUUACGGUUUAUUUGGGACUAUCAUGAUUGUCUUUGCAUAUAUCGGUGUUUACUCUGUGUGUUCAUGCAAUGUGCAAAGUCUUUCUAUUUUGUUGUUGUAUUGUCUGUGAUAUGUCCCUGCUUGGUGUGUCCCAAGUUUCCUUUCUUCAUUGUGAACUUUUGUUUUGUCCUAAUGCUGGUGUGUUCAAACAGCAAGCAAAAAAGAAGAGAUUUCCACUUUUGGAAGCAUAUCAUGCUCAAGUUAUUAAAACAUUUCAGGUUCCUUCAGCACACUGUCAGAUCAGCAUAAACUGCUCAUUUACAUGUAGGUUAUCCAAAGAAAUUACUAACAGUAUUAGAGUGAAGAGACACUCAAGGCAGACAUAUUUGUACAUCUUUAUACAUUGGUAAUUUGUUAUUUUGAAAAUCCAUUUGUUUUGUACCAAGGUGCGAUAUGGGCACACAGAGAUUUGCAGUUAAAGGGAGUGCACAUCUUUGCUAAUUUGACCUAUUCACAAAAGGUGCUGCGACAGCUAGUGAUAUUUGUCAAGAUUGCCAGCACAGUGCAGGAACCCUUGACCUAAUUUUUUUCCCUCACAUGCUGUGCAGUUUAGUCUUCACUGGUAGUUGUUAAUCACUCUUGACAAAUUGCCAGGUUGAUGUACUACAGGCAUGAAAAGUUUGUGGCAUGGCUCCUGUGAUAAGCUGAAAUUUUCAUGGAGUUAGGCUGUGCAGCUUGUUGAAAAAUAGACCAGUGUGCUCACCACAAGCUCUGCAACUGCAAGUAUUUGCUGCUAUUCAGCUUUUUUUGUAGGCACCCUGCCCCAUUAACUUUUGAUGCUAAUUGUGCAUCAUCCAGCGUUCACUAGAUUGAUCACGUGAAGCAGCAACGAGGUGAAGCCCAACAUAUUCUUGCUAUGAUACCUGUAAGCGGUCAUCCAUUUGUGCAGUAAGAUGUCACUUUAAUUGCUGAAAUGCGUGCUGUUUAUUAUCCAGAUUAGUUGGUAUACACAGUGAACUGGCUUUAGCCAGGAUUACCUUCGGAUCAUUGGUCGUCUAUCAACAUGCCAUUACUUGGAAUGCAAAAAUUGCUGAGCUUCAUGUGGCAUUUUGAGGAAGUUGUGUAUCUGUGUUUGUGUUCAUCUUUUUUUUUCUCUUCAUGCAAAAUUGUGAAACUUCAAAAACACAACUUCCUAAAUGUGUAACAGCCCUAAGAAGCCUCAGUUCUGUACAAAUGGCGGUUGUUAUUUGAGAAGUGUUAAAAGAAACGUCACACUGUCUUCAAUACUUGCGUUAAAUAACUCGCGGUGCAAGUCUGCAACUAGAUUCAGUGGUUGCCCAGUGCAAUGCUCUUGAGUUGUGAGAGGUCAUUAUUUCACAUUCUUCAUUCCCACUUUCUAGUGGCCCACUGUGCCUUUUAGUCUGUCAUAUGUUCUUACAAAGCAUGUAUUGCUAAGCUGAUGUUUCAGGAGCGGGAAAAGGGAAGAGGGAAGUUUCUUUCUCUUUCACCUCUCAUGAGCAUGCACAGUUUUAUAGGUUGCAUAGUCAUUACAUGCUGAGAAUUCUGCACUAAAGAUUGCAUAUAUGUGCAAGUGGGGCCUUUGUGUUCAAAUGUGUGACUUGCAGGAUUUACUUUGGGGACCUUCUGGCAUAGCUACAAUCUUUUCACGAGCUGUGCCAUAAGUUGCUGCUUCUGAAAUGGCCUGGCUUCCUUAAUGAAGGCCUCAUGAGCCUGCCUGAUCCUGAGCUCUCAUAUGACAAGUGAUUGUCGGGGACCUGUGCUGAGGCUUCUCAUAGCACAUCCUCCUCAUCAAAUGCUUGUGCCUGCUGAAGCCACCAAGCAAUGAACCACUGGUAGCGUAACACUUGUAUGAUAGCUCUGUCUAAGAAACUAAUGUUCAACAGUCACUGUGCAUGUGUUCAGGCAGUGUACACAAGACUCAACAAAUGUCUUUUGUAUUGACCACUUAGCCUUCUUUUUAUUGUAAUACAGGCAGGAAACCAGGCUUGGACACAUGGCUUGUAAGUUUCUAAAUGAACUUAGCUUUGUAUGGUCUAAGGAGGGUUAUGUGCUUUGACGGCACUAAAAGAGCAGUAUUGCUCUACAUGUAUAGCAUAUCCACAACACACUGUUGCUUAUUUACAACCUCAAACUAUUAAAGCUACAAAAUGCAUUCCCCCCAGCUGUAAACGUUUAGAAAGGAUUCUACUGCUGUCCAAAUAUGAACAGAAUGCAGGAACCUUUGGGGCAAUGUGAUUUUAUUUCAUGUUUUCUUCUAAAGGUUUCGUCUGUAAUUGGCAGUACAUAGUAAAUCAGGCCACUUUGAUGGUGUACUUAUCUCCUGCAAGGUUCUAACAGUGAUUUUGGCUGUUAUACAUAUGAAUCAAAAGGUACGUAUUCUUUUGCUGUGUGCAAGCUUUAUUCUGUAUUUUGAUCCAUUGUCCUUGUCUAUUCUGCAUCAUUGUUCAUGCACUGCAUGUCUUAGAUCUUUUGCUGCUGCACGCAUUGAGUACACAGAAUCUUUCCUCACACUUGAAACUUGCAUAUCAUUAUACUGAGUUCUUAUAAAAUAUACAUAUUUCACAAUGUGAUGCAAAGUAGUUUGUGCUUGAAUGUUCCCUCAAGCCCUGCGAGUUGAAGCUAGUUAUCGUGCAGUUUGAAAAUGACCUAAACUUGCUCAUUUUUAUGUUCUUUAAUCUUUUGGGCUCUCUGUUGCCAAACAUUAGAAAAUUGUUUAUUCUGUGGUGUGCUUUCAAUAUGCAAGGACUGGUGACUUUCACGCUGGAGCAGUUAGCCCUUACUGCGCUUCUCUGCAAUUUGCUUUUGUGCAGUCAGCCAGAAUAAAGACAGUUUUAUAAAGCGUAAA
This is a messenger RNA of Dermacentor andersoni, 10234 nucleotides long. Its product is annotated as protein neuralized-like. The record is from RefSeq and is a predicted model, not a curated record. Lineage: Eukaryota; Metazoa; Arthropoda; Arachnida; Ixodida; Ixodidae. Gene Ontology annotation, molecular function: ubiquitin protein ligase activity.